GAUGGUGUUUGUCUUUUAUGCCUAAAUUUUCGUGUGUGAAGUAAACUAUUUGUUGAUUUCGUACAUGUUCUCACGAUUUUAGGCCCAGCUUCAACUUCUGUUGCAUUUCUCAAUUCAUCAUUGCAAAAUGAGAAGCUCAAAUUACAAGAAACCAUCUUGAAUACUUUGGUGUCCUCUAAAGCGCUCAGGUACAUGUAUGGACGGUCCAUUGCAAGACUUCAAAGGGAUCUGUAAUUAAAGCUGCCGAUAAAAAAGAGCCAACCGACACUUCGUGCAACCAGGAGUCACCUUUGAAAAGAGUCCAUUUUGCUUCGGGUCCUCAUAUUGAGGAAAUAGAGACGAAGGCUGAGGACCCAGAGAUGGACACAGAUAAAGAGCCUGAAAGUUCCAAUGUGGCUCGGGUCCCUUCGUUUUAUAUCGGAAAGCCGCUAAAAGAUUACGAUGCCACUAAUGGAAGGAUCCCCAGUAAUCAGACUUUUCUUGUGAUUCGUCGUCGGGGAGCCUCACGUCCUGAUCACGUGCACAGAUUUAACAAGGCAAAGGCGUUAGGUCUACUAGAGCCUGUCAGUUCCGCCAGGCAGUUCGCGAUUAGUGUCGUUACUAAUAGAUACUUUGAAUCAUUCGUGAUCCUCACUAUCCUCGCCAACUGUGUGUUCCUUGUAGUCGAAUGUGCACCAGAGGAAGCUGAGUAUGUUUUCUGUGGUAUUUAUACCUUAGAGAUGAUGCUCAAGAUAUUGUCGCGUGGAUUUAUCUUUCACACUUACGCAUAUCUCAGAGAUGCAUGGAACUGGCUGGAUUUUAUUGUGGUUGCCCUAGGGUACAUCACUGUGGCACCCAACAUUGCCAAUUUAACAGGCAUCAGAACAGUUCGUGUUCUUAGAGCCCUUAGAACUUUCUCUGCCAUGAAAGGUCUCCGAGCGAUGGUGAACACCUUACUCCGUUCUUUGAAGCUUUUGAGUGACGUGUUGGUUUUGUUUUUGUUCUUUCUCGCUGUCAUGGCGCUUAUCGGUCUGCAACUGUUUUCUGGAGAGCUUAGGAACAAGUGUAUUCUUAACACACCGUUCAAUGGAUCCCUAAGCAUGCAGGAACGAGCCCUUAACGAAAGCUUCUGGUUGAUUCAUGAAGGCGAGCCUUUGAUUUGUGGAAAUUCCUCAACCGCCGGAUCAUGUCCAUCAAAUUACACUUGUAUGCCUCAUGCUGGUCCAAACCCGGAUCAUGGUUACACGUCAUUUGAUAACAUUGGCUGGUCGCUGGUCAUGGCUUUACAGAUACUAACGAUGGACUUCUGGGAGAACGUAUAUGAUAAGAUUAUCAGGGCUUCAGGAGCGCUGUAUGUGCCAUAUUUCAUGACUGGUAUAUUCUUUUGUUCGUUCUACUUGAUGAAUCUGGUUUUGGCUGUGGUAUAUUUGUCGUACGAACUGGAACUAUGCUCGGACGAGAAAGAGAGAGAAAAAAGGACACAUCUGAGAAAAACUGCAGCUUCGUACGAAGCUGAUCAAGUAACACUUCAACGCCUAAGCACCCUGGAUGGAAGCAAGCCACCUCUCCCUAUAACUAACAACGUCAAGGACAGACCUCCCGAUGAAACCCCUCUGCAAUCUUCGCCCGAAGAAAAUGAAAAUAAAACCUCCCAGUUACGCCACUGCCUUAUCUCAGCUUGUGCACAGAGAGAUGGUCGCGGAAUUUCCAAAGUACAGUGUAAAGUUGUUGUUCGUACAAACUCCUUUUGGAAGAACCUACGCGAGCGCAUGCGUGAUAUUACUACUCAUUCUGCCUUUGAUGCAGUCAUUGUAGUGCUGAUACUCCUGAAUACUAUAGUUCUGGCCAUGUAUCACCAUGGUAUUGACCCAAAGUUUCGACAGGUCUUGGACUACGUGAACUUGGUUUUCACAGCGUUGUUUGCAGCUGAGAUUGUUUUCCGCUUCAUCGCCAUGGGACCCAUGGGUUUUAUCCGCAGCAGGUGGAACGUUUUCGACACUACAGUUGUAACCGGGAGUUUAUUGGGGUACUUCUACAAAUCUGCUGAAGGACUUAGCAUAUUUCGAACGCUGAGGCUGGUACGAGUGCUUUGCUUAGCUAAGUCAUGGAAGACAAUGGAAAGGCUCAUGAAAGCCAUCGCCAGGAGCGUAGGACCGGUUGGAAAUAUUACACUGAUACUCGGCGUUGUAAUCUACAUCUUUGCCGUACUGGGAAUAAAGGUGUUUGGUAAAGCUUAUACGGUGGAGAAGUUUGGCAAAGAUGGAAUACCUCGCUGGAAUUUCAACGACUUUUGGCAUGCGUUCAUGAUGGUGUUCAGAGUGUUGUGUGGGGAGUGGAUUGAGCCCCUCUGGGACUGCAUGAGGGCCACCAGUGCAGGACAGGCCACAUUAUUCUUUCUUACUGUUCUUGUUGUGGGAAAUUUCAUAGUGCUUAACCUAUUCGUAGCUCUCUUGGUGAACGCGUUUGACUUCAGAGAGACCGAUAAUGAGCUAAAUGACGAAACACAGACUGUAGAUGGUCCGUCAAAAUACUCUUUGUGCAUAAGGAAAGCCUUCCAAACACGAAAAUCUCGUUUGUUUGUUGCAAAGUACGGGGAACCAUUUCGCCUUUACGAACUGCAGGUUCUGGAAAGUAGCCGCUUUCCCAGCAAAGACACCGCGGGCCGCUUAGCAAUAUGCAAUACCACGGAUCAUCCUGAAGAACCAAUAGCUGAGAAUGACACAUGUAAAGACUGCAAAAUUGAUGAAGAAGAUGCAAAUGCUAUCAUGAUGACAUCUGAACCCACACCUGAACACAAAGCGAACUUGCCAACCUCGCAAUUUCAUCAACAUUCAGCAGAAAGUGAGGAAACUCUACCUGAGCCUACCAGUGGUCUCUCAGCCAACCGUCCCACGCGGUACAUGAUGGAAAUUGAUGACUGUCUGCCAGAAUAUUGUAUGGAAUGUCCACUGUGGAAACCAUUCUCCUCGCGACACUUCUGCUGGCUUAAGUUCCGUUGUAGGGUGCGGGUGCUUGUGGAAAAGAAAUAUUUUGAGUGGUUUAUUCUUGUGACAGUGUUCCUCAGCAGCUUUGCAUUGAUUUUUGAAGACGUUCAUCUUCACAAAAAGCCGAGGCUUGCAAAGACUUUGGAAAUAUGCAAUUACAUUUUCGCAGCCAUCUUCACCAUGGAGUUUAUUCUGAAAGCCAUUGGUUUUGGACUCAUUAAGUACUUUUCUUCCGCCUGGAACUGUUUGGACGCUUUUAUUGUUUCGAUCUCUCUCGCCUGUGUUUUCGAAAACAAGAACCUGUCUGUAUUUCGUUCACUGCGCACAUUACGAGCUUUGAGGCCACUAAGAGCAAUCUCACGACUGGAAGGAAUGAGGGUUGUGGUAAACGCACUGUUUGCAGCUAUUCCAGGUAUUGGCAAUGUUCUUCUGGUCUCUCUUCUUUUCUGGUUAAUAUUCAGCAUUCUUGGCGUUCAUCUUUUCUCUGGAAAGUUUUAUAAGUGCGUGGACGCAGACAACGAGCCUUUAUCCGCCCUCGUCAUCCCUAGCAAGGAAGAAUGUCUCAAACACCCAGGAGAAUUUCGCUGGGUGAAUUCGAAAGUGACAUUUGAUAACGUUUUAUCAGGAUUCCUCGCAUUAAUGCAAGUGGCGACCUUUGAAGGAUGGAUGGAAGUUAUGGAAGACGCCGUUGACUCCACUGAGGUGGAUUUACAACCCACAUAUGAAAAUAACUUAGUGGCUUACAGCUUCUUCGUGGCCUUCAUAGUCGUUGGUUCCUUUUUCGUACUGAAUCUUUUCGUCGGAGUCAUCAUCGAUAACUUCAACACGUUAAAAAAGAAGUACGAAGAACUCAACAGCAUGGGGAUGCUACUUACAGAUACCCAGAGAAAAUGGGUCUCUUUCCUGAAGGAAGCCGCCAAGAAGAAGCCACCGACAAGACAGAUUCGCCCGAAGGAGAAAGUAUUUGGCUUGUUAUACGAUGUGGUUACUGGUGACAAGUUCGAAAUUGCAAUUCUGACUGUGAUCAUGUGUAAUAUGGUAAUGAUGACGAUUCAACACUAUGGACAGUCUACCGAGUUCACCAGCGUAUUACGCGUUUCCAAUUAUGUAUUCACGGGGAUAUUUGUUCUGGAAGCCAUUGUCAAAAUUGUGACAUUAAGAUUGCACUACUUCAAGAAACCAUGGAAUGUGUUCGACUUCAUCAUCGUUAUUAGUUCCCUUGUUGACGUUAUUCUCGAUGAGUUCAGUGCAAACGAUGCCACGGUCAGCCCCAGUCUUUUGCGUGUUCUCAGAAUCUUCAGGAUUGCCAGGUUGCUAAGACUAGUAGAGUUUGCCAAGGGUAUACGCCAGCUUCUGUGGGCCCUGAUGAUCUCGUUACCAGCCCUUUUCAACAUCGGAACCCUGCUGUUCAUGGUAAUAUUCAUUUACGCCAUCAUCGGUAUGUCAGCAUUUGGAAAUGUCAAACGAGAAGGUGGGCUUAACGAUGUCGUCAACUUCGAAACGUUUGGUACUUCGCUGUUGCUACUGUUUCGUCUUGCAACGGGAUCGGGUUGGAAUGACAUCAUGGACGCUUUGCUUCUAAAACCUCCAGACUGUGAUCCUAACUACAAGGGACUUCCGCACGGAAACUGCGGUUCUUUCGGCGCCAUUAUCUAUUUAGCCAGUUACGUCAUUAUAGUGUUCCUGGUCAUUGUUAACAUGUACAUCGCCAUCAUCCUCGAGAAUGUAAACCGCGCUCACGAGAUCGAAGACUUCUGCAUCACGAAGGAGAGCUUUGACAGUUACUACACUACAUGGGGAACGUUUGUUCCAGAUGGGAAGCCUUACCUACCGUUAGAUCGUCUUUCAGAGUUCGUGGAUUCUCUUGAAAAACCGUUUAAGAUACCUCAGCCUAACGCAGGUGCAUUGAGGCGUUUGGAUAUUCCAGUGCGCGCUGGUGAACUUAUUCAUUGCUUUGACCUCCUCAAGGCAUUAGUGCGACGCGUUUUAGAAGAGCAUGGCGAGUCGCCUGAAGUUUUCAAGGACAUAACUGUGAGAAUGGAGGCUAGCUUCAACAAAUCUUUUAUAACACACAAGAGAAUCUCCUCGUUUAGUGGCUCAACUAAGACCAAGCUGAGCUUAGACUUGAACGAAACUGUUACUUGAAGCCAGUUCUGGUAAGACUGCAAUUGCUAGCUGAUGAUAUGUGAUCUUUUUGCUGAAAACAGCUCAGUUGGGUAGUAACGCCCAGAUAAUGGACUAGCCUGAUGUGUGAUGUCAACACAGUGGAGGUGUCCUUUGUCCAACAUGGAUGUAAAGAAACAUUUUUAAAUCCGCCGGCCUAAUUAGCUAUAAAUUCAAGGCAGUGGAAUUAGUCAAGUCAAAGUCGUUUCACGCAACAACUAGAAACUUGACUCGCAAAAAUUGACUCUAAAUUUAGUUAUAUGACUAUUAAAACAAUCUGAAUCUCUGCACUUUCCGGGACCAAUGGGAGACGAAGAAUUGGCAUUGGAAGGAAGGAGUGGAGCUUCUGCACCUUUUCCGUUAGGUUUCUAUCGCUCGUAUGCUAGUAUUACUGCGCUAUUUGAAUGGACCCUUCCCAUCCCCACCGCAAAUCGUUGUUCAAUUGGAAUAGAGCUUCUUUUUUGCCUUGUUUUCCACCCACAAAGGUUGAAGGAAAGGUCAGUGCCAAUUUCCAAAAUUUCAAGUAAAUAUUUCAUGUAAAUGGUAACCGCCCCAACAAUUCAAUAUAUACUUACGAAUGCAUAUUUUGCUUUCUUAUAUGUAUAAUCAAGCAAGAAGAAAGGUUUGCUAGCUAGCUGAGGGAAUAGUGUCGAAACACAGAAAGACAAUUUAUGAUCUUAACUUGUUUAUGGACGGAAGAGGGUUCGUCUCUAAGUUCGCGUUUUGAUGUGUAGUAUAGUUGAAUAAAUUACGAGUUGAGCCGGCCGUAUUUUGUCACGCGCACAGGAUGAGUCCAAAUACAGACGAAAACUAAUAAUAAUUAGCGAUAUUACUAACCAAAACGUCCAAUAAGUUAUUUAUUACCCAACUGCUUUUUUGCGCUAAAAUAUCACCGCUAUGGUUCGUAAGUUUCGCUUAACAGGUUAUUAAUUAAGUUUCAUCGCAUCCACAUUUAUUUGCUUUAAUUAUGUGCUCUAGAAUCGACUCCUGAGGAAACGAUCACUUUAAUUAUUGCUGACCAAGAGCGAGUGUAUUAUGUGAUUUGACAGAAUAAACUCUAGAUCCGUUUAUGCAGCGCUCGCAUAAUUUGUCCAUUUCAGUGCGGUUCAUUUUCUUAGUCAGUCCAGCUAAACAAUCAGCUGCAUCACUGUGGUGUAAGUUAAAUUGAAAAAUCUACACACAGACUACGUUAUUUUAUUAUCCAACAACACUCUGUAGGGUACAAA
This is a messenger RNA of Stylophora pistillata, 6352 nucleotides long. RefSeq names its product sodium channel protein 1 brain. Gene Ontology annotation, molecular function: voltage-gated sodium channel activity. Gene Ontology annotation, biological process: membrane depolarization during action potential; neuronal action potential; sodium ion transmembrane transport. NCBI's taxonomy places the organism in Eukaryota, Metazoa, Cnidaria, Anthozoa, Scleractinia, Pocilloporidae. The record is from RefSeq and is a predicted model, not a curated record. Gene Ontology annotation, cellular component: plasma membrane; voltage-gated sodium channel complex.